Messenger RNA from Brassica napus (rape), 1797 nucleotides. RefSeq names its product 50S ribosomal protein L12-2, chloroplastic-like. The transcript is spliced from 2 exons. The record is from RefSeq and is a predicted model, not a curated record. Gene Ontology annotation, biological process: translation. Gene Ontology annotation, molecular function: structural constituent of ribosome. Gene Ontology annotation, cellular component: ribosome. NCBI's taxonomy places the organism in Eukaryota, Viridiplantae, Streptophyta, Magnoliopsida, Brassicales, Brassicaceae. Bases 928 to 1467 code for a protein of 179 amino acids.
GACAGAGACAGAAUCAACGUCUUUAUAGCUUGCCACGUGGAGAUCGGGGAACUCGUUGGAUUGUUCGAAAGAAUGUGAUUAAAUUACAAAUCGCUAUUACUCUAAAACCAGAAGAAGAUAGUUUAGUUUCGAGAUUACGACCAACAACAACAAACAAAACUUUAAUGAUUCGAAUGGGAAGUUGACUAACUUAGUCAGAUGUGGAAAGAUAUUAAAAAGUAAUCACGCCCGGUGGGACUCGAACCCACAAUCGUUUGAUUAGAAGUCAAACGCCUUAUCCAUUAGGCCACGGGCGCUUUUGUUCUUUUGUAUGCUUAUACACGUAUAUAAUAGAAACGAUGAUGGAAGACCAGAAAGAGCAAACCCAAAUGUCCUGUUUAGUUUGUAUAUACAGAAGAAUUUUAGGGUGACACAAAUUUACCAUUACACCCUCUAUUUUCACAUCGAGAAAUCUAAAACUCAUUAAAGAAAGUUUUUUUGUUUGUUGUUACAAUUGAUAACUACGUACAAUCCUUAUGUUUAAGAUCUUAUAUAAGUCCCGUCAACAAGAGCACUUAAACCGGUUUACCUUCUAAGAUUCACUCAAGUUCCAACAACUGAAACAACUCUAGAGAUGUGAAACGACUAUAAUAUCAGGAACGGUCAACUUUACUAAUUUCAGAAUUUGAAGAGUGUUUGCUAUUUUGCUCCGUUUCUCUAUAAAUUUCUAGGAUUUGCUGGAAUAAAGUUCUGAAAUAUAAGUGCACUCUUUAGAAAAAGGAAACUCAAUUAAUUCGCUAGUUCAUACUAUAAGGAUAUAAACAUUAAUCAUGGAUCGUAAACACAAUACUUAUAGGGUUUAUAAAUCUUCUUAUUCCCUGGUGCAGUCAAGCAACACACAGCGAGACACAAAAGAAAACUCAAAAAGAAAGAAACCAAAGAGUGAGAAUGGUAACUAUGACUCUUUCCUUGGCAACCCCAAUCUUUUGCUCGUCUUUCUCUUCCACAUAUCGCUUUGGUGCUCCUAAUUCUUGCACCCCAAGCCACCGUGCGGCCGAACUCAGUCCCAUCUCCGCCGUCAAAGCUCCCAAUAAAAUCAAGAAGAUUGGAUCCGAGAUCUCGUCUCUGACACUCAAAGAAUCUCGCAUCCUCGCCGACUACGUCCAAGACAAGUUCGGUGUUUCGAUACUCUUUUCGGCGACUGCUGCAGCGGCGGCUGUCUUCUCUCCUCCUCUCGAGGACGGUGAUGAUGUGACGGCUACUGUGGAGGAGCAGACCAAGUUCGAUAUGGUUAUCACUGACGUAGCCAUCGGUCAUCGUAUUGCAGUGGUUAAAGCGAUUAGGGCUAUGACUUGCUUGCCGGUGAUGGAAGCCAAAGAGUUCAUUGAAGAUCUUCCGAAGACUUUCAAGGAAGGCGUGACUAAAGAUGAGGCAGAAGAAGCCAAGAGACAGCUCGAAGAAGCUGGCGCCACGGUAUCUAUUGUUUAAGUUUUAGGAAUCUGAUUUUCUUACAAGUGUUUUUCUGGAGUUUCAUGGGGUCUUUUUGUGUUGUUGGCAUAACUAGCAAGUUUUGGAUAAUUGUUGAUCAAAGCUUUUUUGAAAUUGUUGCAGUUUAAAUCCAUUUGGUUUCUCAGAAAUAACUUGAAAAGGAAUUAUUGUUAUUGUAUGGUUCCAACUAUCAGCAACCUAUAAUAUAAGAUCUUAUAAAAUGAAUCCAUGCUAGUUUAUAAUUAUUUGCCAAUCAUGUGCUAGAUCCAUUACAUUUUUGCAUGGCUUAAACUUGGUUUUAAAAUUACGCAGUGUUACUUGCCACGCCAC